Messenger RNA from Oikopleura dioica, 276 nucleotides. The record is from the annotation of a GenBank genome assembly. Lineage: Eukaryota; Metazoa; Chordata; Appendicularia; Copelata; Oikopleuridae.
AUGAGCCUUUCCUUGAUAGGAAUCGGUUAUUUUGCACUACAUCUUGAGGAGAAAGUGGGCAUAAAAAACUGGCUUUACUACUGUUAUAUCAUCAUCGGAAUCGGCUCCCUAGCUGGCAUGGCUUCUAUCAUUUGGCUAAGGAAGGCACACAUGGAAGGAAAAUACUACAGAGAUCUUCAGAAGCGCUUGAUGAUCAUGAACCAACCGAAUCGAUUCGAGACUAGAGUGGUAAAAUGCCGUCAAUCUAUCCACCCAUCAAAACUCAGCUUUUCUUGA